Aureococcus anophagefferens is the source of this 826-nucleotide messenger RNA. RefSeq lists its product as hypothetical. The annotation marks the transcript as partial. Gene Ontology annotation, molecular function: calcium ion binding. NCBI's taxonomy places the organism in Eukaryota, Pelagophyceae, Pelagomonadales, Pelagomonadaceae. The transcript has a single exon. The record is from RefSeq and is a predicted model, not a curated record.
AUGGCCGACGCCGCGCCGCCGGAUGCGCCGGAGGAGGAGGCGGACCCCGUGCUCCGGUCCGCCAUGGCGAAGCUCGAGCAGGCGGCGCUCCGCUACGACUCGGUGCGCGACAAGCAGUCCCUGCGCGCCUUCGACGGCGCGUCGAUGAACGCCGCGUCGUUCCAGCAGCAGCUCCAGCGCGCCUUCCCGAGCCUGCGCCUCAGCGAGCCCGAGGCCUACGCGCUCCUCGCCUGCUUUGAUAAUGAUGGCGGCGGCACCAUCGACGGCGCCGAGUUCAUGAAGACCUUCUUUUCCCGGAGCUUCGCGAUCAAGGCCGACGGCGACCGCGCGGCGCGCGACGCCAAGGCCGCGCGCGCGGCCAAGGAGGUCCGGAAGCAGGAGGCCGCGGCGCGCGCCAAGCGCAAGGCCAUGGACGCGCGCUACGACGCCAACUUCUCCGACGAGGACAUGCUCGUCGCGCGGCGGCGGAUCUGCGCGGCGGCGGAGCACUACGACGCCGACAACACGGACGCGAUGCCCCUGACGGGCUUCCAGGGCGCGGAGAUGCACCCCGCCGUCUUCGAGGACCAGCUCAAGCGCUGCUUCCACGUGACCUUCACGCCGAAGCAGCUCGGCGCCGUCGUGUCCAUCUUCGACGCGUCGGGCGACGGCUUCGUCGACGGCGCGGAGUUUUUACGGACCUUCUUCCAGCUCGGCUUCGACCAGCGGCGCCGCACGCGCCACCUCGAGGAGGUGCGCGCGUCCAACUACCGCGACCGCGAGCGCCGCGCCGCGGAGCGCCGGUCCGCGACGCGCCGCGCGAAGACGGCGUGCGGCGUCGCGCCCU